Messenger RNA from Meloidogyne enterolobii, 604 nucleotides. The record is from the annotation of a GenBank genome assembly. Lineage: Eukaryota; Metazoa; Nematoda; Chromadorea; Rhabditida; Meloidogynidae.
AUGAAUGCUAAUCAUUUUUACAUUUUAGCUGAACUUUAUGGUCCUUACGAACCAGUACAGGUUGUAGGACUUCAUUUGUUAAGAGGUUAUUUACCAGCGUGUGAUUGGAUUAGGCCUGAUUUCGAAGAUGUUAAAAAAUAUGCCAAAUUAUGGCAUACUGAUAAUAAAGAGGAUUUGGUUAUACAUCAUGAUAUAGGCAAUGAUGAAAAGCGAAUAAUUGAUCGUUGCUCGUUCUAUGGGUUUGAAAGUUUUAAUUUAUUUGUUAUAAAAUAUGUGAAUGAUGCUAGAAACCAAGAGGACCACAUACAUAUAGUCAAAAAAUGCCUCACAGAAAUAUAUUCACUUGAGAUAUCCAGGGAUCGAGGGUUAAGCGGAAUAUAAGUGGACAUCGUUGGGCAUAAUUUAUUUUUUGAUUUUUUACAAUAACUUGGAUUUGCUUGAAAUAGUUCCCUACAUACAUAUAUGCAUAAAUAAAAUCGCUGACUGUAAUUAUAAUCAUCUGACUCCAAUAUUUUUAUUCCUAUUCUCGUAUCCCCUUAAUCUCUCUAAAUUUCUCGAUAUCCGCUUAAAAUCCGCGGUAAUAGUUCGGUUCGAAUACACCGUC